This is a messenger RNA of Exaiptasia diaphana, 1684 nucleotides long. Its product is annotated as endophilin-B1. The transcript has 9 exons. Lineage: Eukaryota; Metazoa; Cnidaria; Anthozoa; Actiniaria; Aiptasiidae. Gene Ontology annotation, cellular component: membrane; cytoplasm. The coding region runs from base 21 to 1154 and encodes 377 amino acids. The record is from RefSeq and is a predicted model, not a curated record. Gene Ontology annotation, molecular function: protein binding. Gene Ontology annotation, biological process: membrane organization.
AAUUCUGCUAUAAUAAAAUCAUGUCGAUCUCGAAAAAUCAUUUUUCUUCUUUUACCAUGGCGGACUUUUCAGAUUCCAUGAAAAAGUUCGGUGCAGCAUCUUCAACGUUUUUUAAUAGAGCCAAACAGUACACGGAAGAACAAUUUGGAAAAUCCGAGGCUACUGUUUUGGAUGCAAGGUUUAUGUCAUUAAAUGAAAAGGCUGACCGAACAAAAUGUCGAACCGAACAACUCCUAAGACAAACUGAAACUCUCCUGCAGCCAAACAUUGGCUAUAGGGCUGAAGAGUAUCUUCUGGAUAAGCUUGAGAAAAAGAAACCUGAACGAAACACAAACCUUCAGACACUUGGUCAGUUUAUGAGAGAUGCAGGUCAUGAAUUUGGACCUGGUACUAGUUACGGAAGUGCAUUGAUUAAAGUUGGAACAACAGAGCAAAUGCUGGGUGCAUCUGAGAAAGAAUUCAUGAAAAAAACAGAUUCUCACUUUCUUCAUCCUUUACGAUCCUUCUUGGAAGGUGAUAUGAAGACUAUAGCGGCUGAGAGAAGAACAUUAUUUGCUAAGAGGUUAGAUCUUGACUCAUGUAAAGCCAAAGUAAAGAAAGCUCAGUCACCAGAAAAGAUGCAACAGAUGCAUUCUGCAGCUGCCAAAAAUAAGAAUACUAAUAGCUUGUUUCUCAUAAAUGAAUUGGACCAGGCUGAACARGAAUUAAGAGUUGCACAAGCAGAAUUUGAUAGACAGUAUGAAGUAACAAAGCUGCUUCUUGAUGGAAUCAAUACAGCUCAUGCAAGUCACCAUCGUGCUUUAUUAAGCUUUGUUGAAGCCCAGGCGCAAUACUAUGCACAGUGCCACCAAUACAUGCAAGAUCUCCAACGUCAAUUAGGUUCCCCCCCUGGUGACAUCAUGCCACCAGUUGCAGCUCCAACUGCUCCACCCAGUGCUGGGAAGGACAUGUCAGGAUUACCAAAACCUGCUCAAACAAGAAAGGCUAAAGUGCUUUAUGAUUAUGAUGCAGCUGAUGACAGUGAAUUAUCGCUUCUCUCAGAUGAAAUCCUUACAGUCUACAGCUUACCUGGAAUGGACAAUGAUUGGAUGAUGGGUGAACGUGGACAGCAGCGUGGCAGAGUACCUGUUACUUACCUGGAGUUGAUUGAUUGAAUAUUAUAGAAGAUAUCCAUCAGACAUGGAAAUCUUACCAUUAAAAGCUUUUAAAUUAGUAUAAGUGACAUUCAAAACACUUAAAAACCUUACAUCAUUUACUCUUACUAGAGACUUGGAAAAGUCCAACAUUAAACUGAGAAUUUGCAGACAAUAAAUCCCUUUUGUAUUAUUUGCUUCAGUAUGAGCAUGAAGGGAAAGAAAUUCAUAGAUGGAAAAUUGUGAAUCUAUCUAUAGAAUUUAUUUUGUAGCCUUUUAAAAUGUUGCUUUUUGUUGUUCGUGAUUUGCAAUUGGGUGUGGGGUUUGAAAUUGGAAGAUUUUUUGGUCUAUCAAAUUAUAUUCUUUAUUAGCCAAGUCAUGAUUUUUUUCAGAAAAUGAAGCAAAUAGUUUUCAUUUGCUGUAGAAUUUAAUCACUGAAACCAUAGUUAAUAGUGAGGUCAGUCCUCUCUAGUAACUAUGCUGAAACUUAUUAGUACUGUAUUGUAAAAAGCAUGGGAAUUAUAAUUGUUAUUAAAAUUAUAUUAUAUAGA